AUGGGGUCGGCCGACUCCAAGCUGAACUUCCGGAAGGCGGUAAUCCAGCUCACCACCAAGACGCAGCCUGUGGAAGCCACCGAUGAUGCCUUUUGGGACCAGUUCUGGGCAGACACGGCCACCUCGGUGCAGGACGUCUUUGCGCUGGUGCCGGCAGCGGAGAUACGGGCGGUGCGGGAGGAGUCACCCUCCAACCUGGCCACACUGUGCUACAAGGCCGUGGAGAAGCUGGUGCAGGGAGCCGAGGGCGGCUGCCACUCCGAGAAGGAGAAGCAGAUUGUCCUGAACUGCAGCCGCCUCCUCACCCGUGUGCUGCCCUACAUCUUCGAGGACCCCGACUGGAGGGGCUUCUUCUGGUCCACCGUGCCCGGGGCUGGGCGAGGAGGGCAGGGAGAGGAGGACGACGAGAAUGCCCGGCCCCUGGCCGAGUCCCUGCUGCUGGCCAUCGCUGACCUGCUGUUCUGCCCAGACUUCACGGUCCAGAGCCAUCGAAGGAGCACUGUGGACUCGGCGGAAGACAUCCACUCCCUGGACAGCUGUGAAUACAUCUGGGAGGCUGGUGUGGGCUUUGCACACUCCCCGCAGCCCAGCUAUACCCACGACAUGAACCGGACGGAGCUGCUGAAGCUACUGCUCACCUGCUUCUCUGAGGCCAUGUACCUGCCCCCAGCUCCGGACAGUGGCAGCACAAACCCGUGGGUGCAGUUCUUUUGUUCCACGGAGAACAGACACGCUCUGCCCCUCUUCACCUCCCUUCUGAACACCGUGUGUGCCUAUGACCCUGUGGGCUACGGGAUCCCCUACAACCACCUGCUCUUCUCCGACUACCGGGAGCCCCUGGUGGAGGAGGCUGCCCAGGUGCUCAUCGUCACCUUGGACCACGACAGCGCCACCAGUGCCAGCCCCACCGUGGACGGCACCACCACAGGCACUGCCAUGGAUGAUGCUGAUCCACCAGGACCCGAGAACCUGUUUGUGAACUACCUGUCCCGCAUCCACCGCGAGGAGGACUUCCAGUUCAUCCUUAAGGGCAUGGCCCGGCUGCUGUCCAACCCCCUGCUCCAGACCUACCUGCCCAACUCCACCAAGAAGAUCCAGUUCCACCAGGAGCUACUGGUUCUCUUCUGGAAACUCUGUGACUUCAACAAGAAGUUCCUCUUCUUCGUGCUGAAGAGCAGCGACGUUUUGGACAUCCUGGUCCCCAUCCUCUUCUUCCUCAACGAUGCCCGAGCCGAUCAGUCUCGGGUGGGCCUGAUGCACAUCGGCGUCUUUAUCCUGCUGCUGCUGAGCGGGGAGCGGAACUUCGGGGUGCGGCUCAACAAGCCCUACUCAGUGCGUGUGCCCAUGGACAUCCCCGUUUUCACGGGGACCCACGCUGACCUGCUCAUUGUGGUCUUCCACAAGAUCAUCACCAGUGGACACCAGCGGCUGCAGCCCCUCUUUGACUGCCUGCUCACCAUUGUGGUCAACGUGUCCCCCUACCUCAAGAGCCUGUCCAUGGUGGCUGCCAACAAGCUGCUGCAUCUGCUGGAGGCCUUCUCCACCACCUGGUUCCUCUUCUCCGCGGCCCAGAACCACCACCUGGCCUUCUUCCUCCUAGAGGCCUUCAACAACAUCAUCCAGUACCAGUUCGAUGGCAACUCCAACCUGGUCUACGCCAUCAUCCGAAAGCGCAGCGUCUUCCACCAGCUGGCCAAUCUGCCCACUGACCCGCCCACCAUCCACAAGGCCCUGCAGCGGCGCCGGCGGGUGCCCGAGCCCUUGUCUCGCACUGGCUCGCAGGAGGGCGCCUCCAUGGAGGGCUCCCGCCCUGCCGCCCCCGCUGAGCCGGGCACCCUCAAGACCAGCCUGGUGGCCACCCCAGGCAUUGACAAGCUGACGGAGAAGUCCCAGGUGUCAGAGGAUGGCACAUUGCGGUCCCUGGAGCCGGAGCCCCAGCAAGGCUCAGCGGACCGUGGCCCUGCCUCAGGGGAGACUGGCCAGGUGUGGCGGGAGCAACGACGACCGUCCAGUGCGUCUGCCAGCGGCCAGUGGGGCCCAACAUCGGAGUGGGUGCUCUCCUGGAAGUCCAAGCUGCCCCUGCAGACCAUCAUGAGGCUGCUCCAGGUGCUGGUGCCCCAGGUGGAGAAGAUCUGCAUCGACAAAGGCCUGACGGAUGAGUCAGAGAUCCUGCGGUUCCUGCAACAUGGUACCCUGGUGGGGCUGCUGCCCGUGCCCCACCCCAUCCUCAUCCGCAAGUACCAGGCCAACUCAGGCACUGCCAUGUGGUUCCGCACCUACAUGUGGGGCGUCAUCUAUCUGAGGAACGUGGACCCGCCUGUCUGGUAUGACACCAACGUGAAGCUGUUUGAGAUCCAGCGGGUGUGAAGAUGGGGGGGUCAGGGCGCUGUCCCCCCACGCUUCCCCUCCCUCACUGUUCUUAGCUUUAAAUGACCAC
Molecule: messenger RNA, 2437 nt
Organism: Trichechus manatus latirostris (Florida manatee)
Lineage: Eukaryota; Metazoa; Chordata; Mammalia; Sirenia; Trichechidae
Gene: HID1
Product: HID1 domain containing
Exons: 19
Coding region: 1-2367 (788 amino acids)
Cellular component (GO): membrane; Golgi medial cisterna; Golgi trans cisterna
Source: RefSeq, a predicted model, not a curated record